UUCCAUAGGAAUUUCAGGAAAAGAAAAAAGAUAUAUAUAUAUUUUUCCAAGCAGGGAUUCUCUUAAAUGUCGAUGGCAAACAAGAGAGAGAUUGGCCAGAAGCUCUACAUCCGCGUUCGGGUUUCCUCAGUCGAUUCUCCAGUUUUCGGCAACGCUACAUCAUUUCUGGGAAGUGUCACCCAAGAAUGAAGAUGGAGGAGCAGGGCACCAUGGGACGUCCUCUAGGAGAUCUGUUGCUGCGAGCGAGGAAAGAGCAUCAUCACCUUCAGCCUGGUACAAUUGAGGGGUCUUUGCAGAGAAGACCACCAGAGGUGAAACAGGAACCAGAUGAUGGCUCUCUGCAACAAUGGGAAACCCAGUGGCAGGAAUUCCUAAAGAUAGUGGAGGCCCCACAUUCAGGAUGGGGGACCUCGGAACUGAUGGAGGAACCGUGGGACAACGCCAGAGCCUUCCUGGCCUCCUUUGAGCAAGUGGCCAGGGGCUGCCGGUGGCCGAAAGAAGAGUGGACGGCCCGACUCCUGCCGGCUUUGAGCGGAGGGGCCGAGCAGGCCUUUCUUGGUCUGGAGGUCAAAGGCAGAGAGGAUUAUGGGAAAGUGAAGGCCGCCAUCUUGCGCGGGGACGCCCAGAGAAGGGAGGAGCAGCGGCAGCGGUUCCGGCGUUUCUGUUACCAAGAAGUGGAGGGGCCAAGAGGAACUUACAGCCGCCUACGGGAGCUUUGCCAACAGUGGCUGAAAGUGGAGAGGCACUCCAAGGAGCAGAUCCUGGAGUUCUUGAUUCUGGAGCAAUUCUUAGCGGUCCUUCCCCCGGAGAUCCAGAACUGGGUCGAGGAAUAUGGCCCGGAGACCUGUUUCCAGGCGGUGACCUUGGCCGAGGAUUUUCUUUGGAGGCAGCAAGAGGCAAAGAGACAGGGGAACCCGGUGUCGUCAGAAAACACGGAGACCAUGAGUUCCUCUGAAGCAGGGCCAAUCCUGUCUGACGCAGAGCAAACCCAACUGCACGUGGUGACCAAGCAGGAGAAUGACCACAGAGACGCUGGCCUGUUGGGUGACGAGUGGAGACGAGACAGCGAGACAGAACUGUAUGGGAGUUUAGCGAAAAGAGGAGCCUACGAAGAGCUGAAGGAGAGUAUUUGGUCCCGAGAGGGCUUGGCGAGCCAAGAGAGAAACCACGCAGAGGAGAGGACAACCCAAUCCCUCCCUGGUCCAGUUGAAGAUUUUCAUCGGAUGUCACCAGACAACCGGAAAGAGAAGAGAAGGGAAAGGUCCCCCAGUGUUCCCUGGGGAGCCCCCAUGGAGGAAGAACCAGACGGAAGUCUUGUGUUUGGGAAGAGCCUCCACCACAGGGGGGAUUUUACAGAGCAUGAAGUGCUUCACGAAGGGACGAGCUCCUAUCCGUAUUUGGAGUGCGAAGAGAGCUUCGCCCCUAGUACCACGCUUAGAUCGCAUCAGGGUCUCCUGGCCGUUGAUGGGCAGUAUAGAAGUUCGGACUUGAGCCCGAGCUUGGGGGAUCCAUCCAGCCUCCCAAAGCACCCCAGGAUCCCCAGAGGGGAGAAGCUGUAUAAAUGCUUGGAGUGCGGCAAGUGCUUCGGCCGCAGCGCCCACCUGACUUCACACCAGAUCAUCCACACUGGGGAGAAACCCUACCAGUGCUUAGAAUGCGGGAAGAGUUUUGUCCAGAGCGCUCACCUGGCCUCUCAUCAGAUCAUCCACACUGGGGAGAAACCCUACCAGUGCCCUGAGUGCGGGAAAAGCUUCAACAAAAGCACGAACUUCCUUAGGCACCAGAAGAUUCACAAAGGGGAGAAGCCGCACCGAUGCCCAGACUGUAGCAAGAGCUUUUCGGACAAACCGAGCCUUAUCCAACAUCAAAGAGUUCACACUGGGGAGAAGCCGUACCAGUGCCUGGAAUGUGGGAAAAGCUUCAGCCACCGGGGGAGUCUGAGCGCCCAUCAGAGGAUGCAUACGGGAGAGAGGCCGUAUACCUGCUCCGAAUGCAGCAAGAGCUUCCGGGAUCAAUCGAGCCUGAUCCGGCACAAGAGGAUCCACACGGGGGAGAAGCCGUACACAUGUUUGGAGUGCGGGAAGAGCUUCAGCCAGAGUACCAACCUGACUUUGCAUCAGAGGAUCCAUAGGGUCCACACCGGAGAGAAACCCUACAAGUGCUCCGAGUGCGGGAAGAGCUUCGUCCAAGUCUCCAACCUGACGGCGCAUAAGAGAACCCACACGGGGGAGAGACCGUACGGCUGCUCCGAGUGCGGGAAGAGCUUCAGCCGGAGCGACCAUCUGACUUUGCACCAGAGGACGCACACGGGAGAGAAACCGUACAUGUGCCUAGAGUGCGGGAAAAGCUUCAGCCAGAGCACCGACCUCACCUCCCAUCAGAGAAUCCACACGGGAGAGAAGCCUUACAAAUGUUUGGAGUGUGGGAAGAAUUUCAGCCGGAGCUACCGCCUUACCAUACAUCAGAGAAUGCAUACAGGGGAGAAGCCGUACAAUUGCUUGGAAUGCGGGAAAAGCUUCAGCCGGAGUGAUCAUCUUUCAUCCCAUAAAAAAAUGCACACAGGGGAAAAGACGUAACAAAGUGAGACGGGUUUUUCUAUAAAACUCAGCUGUCCUUCCUGCCCUAACCGUCUGAACAUUCUCAAAGGAUACAAACAGUAGAGAUUGGAGAAAAAAUGGAUUUUAAAAAUUGAGAAUGAUUACAUAUCUUGUGGGGGGGAGAGAAAUACAAGUGCCUGUUUGGAUAAUUAGGACCAAAUCAAAUUACAGUAGGAGCUCUUAUCCACGGGAUCAGUAUCCACUGAUUCACUUAUCUAUGGUCUG
Pogona vitticeps (central bearded dragon) is the source of this 2822-nucleotide messenger RNA. NCBI's taxonomy places the organism in Eukaryota, Metazoa, Chordata, Lepidosauria, Squamata, Agamidae. The record is from RefSeq and is a predicted model, not a curated record.